ACUCGGUGCCUGCUUAGGGAGUUAAUCGUGCUUCACACGAUAGAGAAGAAUGGUCUUGGUCUUAGUGCGAUCCCGGAAUUCGAAAUUUCUGCUGGACUGACACUGCUCUCCUUUGAUUUGUGGCUUAUCUGCGAACCAUGAUGACUUACGCUUGUUCAUUACUCUUCUGGCGUUUUGUUUUUGCGACGGCUGUAUUGAUAUGCUUAUUCAAGGGCGUGGAAGUAGAAUCACAAGAUGGAGCUGUGGAACUUGCCUUGAUGCAACAAUUCGAACAGUUCAUGGUCGAGCACGAGAAAGUAUACGAUUCACUGGAGGAGAAAAUGAGGAGAUUCGAAAUUUUCAAAGACAAUUUAAAGAAAAUUGAAGAACUCAACGCUGAUCCCGAGCAAACAGCAAUAUUUGGUGUCAACGUGAUGGCGGACUUAACAAGAGAAGAGUUUAGGGCGACGUACCUUACUUACCGGAUGCCCGACGACAGGCGGGAGAACUUUUUGACCAGAUUAGAACUUGAUCAUGAAGAAGAGGAGGAAGAUGAGGAAGAGUGGGAGGGGAGAGAUGGAAGAUUUGGAUUGCUCAAAAGCACGAAGAAGCCCAAGACGACGACGACGACCUACCCACCACCCACCAAAGGCCCUCCACCUCAGGCAUGUACAAUCGACUGGCGCAAGAUCAGCCCCAAUUACCCUUCGGUCGAUGAUCAGAAACAGUGUGGAUCCUGCUGGGCAUUUGCAUCGGUUGGCGCGUUUGAGGUGUUGCUUUCUAAAUCGGGGAAAACGACUAAGCUGUCGAAACAAGAAUUGGUAGAUUGUACAAAAGACAACGCCAUGUGUGAGGGUGGCUGGUUUGAACCGGCUUUCAAAGUAAUGGAGAACCCAGGUUUGUGCGCCGAAAAGGACUAUAAGUACACAGCUAAGAAUGGCACUUGCAAGUCUAAAUUCACGGUGAUAGAAAAGCUGAAAUCUUUCAAAGACGUCUCAGGUACUGACUCAAAACUAAUCGCCGCUCUUCCGACCAGUCCACUUCCGAUUGCGAUGAAUUGUAAUGAUGAUAUGCAAUGGUACGUCGGCGGUGUUAUGAUCUCUAAAUAUUGCCCUGCAAAUGAAACAAACCAUGCUGUGGUUAUCGUUGGAUUGUGCGGAGAUGCCUGGCGUAUACGGAACAGCUGGGGUACUAAGUGGGGGGUAGAACAGGGUCAUAUUUACGUCAAGAGAGGUACAUGCGGAAUAGGGGGCUACGCUUAUCAGCUCUUUGCCUGAGUUUGUUCUUCGUGUGGAGAAGUUCUCUACAGCACCAGGAAGGCUAUCCGGGAAGGAUGGUCAUCGAUUCUGUCACGCUCUUCUCACUGAGAAAAAACAAGUAUUCCUAUAUUCACGUGCAAGAAAACUACACAGAGAAAUCUAACAAUUGUUGGAAAUAGAUGAUUGAAUUUAAUCGAC
This is a messenger RNA of Bemisia tabaci, 1436 nucleotides long. RefSeq names its product cathepsin L 2. The record is from RefSeq and is a predicted model, not a curated record. NCBI's taxonomy places the organism in Eukaryota, Metazoa, Arthropoda, Insecta, Hemiptera, Aleyrodidae. Gene Ontology annotation, biological process: proteolysis. Gene Ontology annotation, molecular function: cysteine-type peptidase activity.